ACCAAGGCUGCGUCGUACGUCCAGUCGAGGGAGUCAGCGUGGUAGUAGUUGGCGUUUGAAGAGUCGAAAACGUGAUGGUGAUAAAACAAGCCUCGUUGUCGAUAGCCAAUCAGAUUCAUAUGAUGAUGUAGAUGAUGAUGUAUUUUUAACUAGUCCCAAUUCCCAGUCCCCUACUUACAGCGCUGGUACGCCAAGAACCCCCAAUAACCAUAGUCGAGAUUGUAACGGUCAUCCCCCUUUGAAUAAUCAACGAACUUUAAGUCCCCAAAACUCCAUAAAAGGAAAUGCACCACAAACACUCACGCCAAAAAAUUCCAUCAAGUCAAAUCACAGCUGGAGUCGCAAUAAUUCGGUGACGAGUAACCGAAGUGGGUGCAACUCCUUUGAACUUAGUCGUCAAAAUUCUUUCACAAGUCAUCGAACUUUAACCUCUGUAGGAAGCGGAGCAUCAAAAGAAGAAUUCAAACCAAAUAAUUUAAAUGAUCCACCCAGUGGUUCCGAGAGUCCAGCUGAUGAGCCUGAUCCUGAUGCCAUGGAUGAAACAGACUGGAACUGUUCUUGGUGUCCAGAACCAACCGGUUGUUUUAAAACUCGUCAUGAAUAUUCACUUUAUCUAAUGUCACAUAAUCACAGAUUACGGCGACUGUGUCAUUAUUUCAUAUCGCGACCAUGGUUUGACAAUGGUAUUUUGUUUUUUAUUGCUUUAAACUGCAUCACGUUGGCCAUGGAGAGACCAGAUAUUCCACCAGAUAGUGUGGAGCGCCAAUUUCUUACCUAUGCCAAUUAUAUUUUUACAACAAUAUUUUCUGCCGAGAUGAUAGUAAAGGUAAUAGCUAAAGGUGUUAUAGUAGGAAAACAUGCAUAUUUAAAGAGUGGAUGGAAUGUGAUGGAUGGUUUCCUUGUUGUUAUCUCCCUUGUUGAUAUAAUUAUCUCCCUUAGUGCCUCAAGUUCUCCACGUAUCUUUGGUAUUCUGCGGGUGUUCAGACUGCUCCGAACAUUACGACCCCUGAGAGUUAUAAGUCGAGCACCAGGAUUAAAAUUAGUUGUACAGACACUUUUAUCAUCAUUACGUCCAAUUGGAAACAUUGUUUUAAUUUGCUGCACAUUCUUCAUUAUUUUUGGUAUCCUAGGAGUACAGUUAUUUAAGGGAUCUUUCUUCUACUGCAAAGGACCAAGUGCACUUCAUAUACAGAAUAAAACCCAGUGUCUAGCUGACAAGAGCAACAUGUGGAUUAAUCAAAAAUAUAAUUUUGAUAAUUUGGGUCAGGCGUUGAUGUCAUUAUUUGUAUUGGCAUCUAAAGAUGGAUGGGUCAGUAUCAUGUAUACAGGAUUAGAUGCUGUCGGUGUAGAUCAACAGCCACAGGAGAAUUACAGCGAGUGGCGCCUCCUUUAUUUCAUCUCCUUUCUCUUAUUGGUUGGUUUCUUCGUCUUAAACAUGUUCGUCGGGGUCGUCGUAGAAAAUUUCCACAAAUGUCGAGAAACCCAAGAAAUGGAAGAAAGAGCUCAAAGAUUUGCCAAACGGCAAGAAAAGUUAGAAAAGAAACGCAAGAGUGAGGGAGUUUCUACAACUAGCACUGGUUUGUAA
Messenger RNA from Patella vulgata (common limpet), 1585 nucleotides. Its product is annotated as voltage-dependent T-type calcium channel subunit alpha-1H. Gene Ontology annotation, cellular component: voltage-gated sodium channel complex; neuron projection; plasma membrane. The transcript is spliced from 9 exons. Bases 533 to 1585 code for a protein of 350 amino acids. NCBI's taxonomy places the organism in Eukaryota, Metazoa, Mollusca, Gastropoda, Patellidae. Gene Ontology annotation, molecular function: low voltage-gated calcium channel activity; voltage-gated sodium channel activity. Gene Ontology annotation, biological process: membrane depolarization during action potential; sodium ion transmembrane transport; calcium ion import. The record is from RefSeq and is a predicted model, not a curated record.